AUGCCUAACAUAGCUGAAGAGAAAGAUUGCGAAGACAGGAUUAGUGCUUUACCCGAAGAUUUGCUUGUGAAAAUAUUGUUGCUUCUUCCGGUUAAAGAUGCAGUAGCCACAACGGUUUUGUCAAAACCAUGGCGUUAUAUAUGGACGUUAAUGCCAAAACUCGUUUGCAAGGAUACCAAGCAUACAAACAAUAGAAGCUUCUGGUGGUUUCUUGAACACUACUCAUUACAACUCCACAAGGCUCCUAGACUACUGGAACACCUAGAAGUUAAACUAGGUUCAAGAUGUCCCGAUGACGCAGAUGUCGGAAACUUGAUUUUAAAUGCUGUCGAACGCUACAUUCGAGUGCUAGACUUCAAUAUGAAGUGGUUAGGAAAGCAUAUAAGCUUGCCUAAUGAACUUUACACUUGUAAAACGCUUAAGAAAUUGAUUCUCUCAAACAAGAUUCUCAUAGAGAAUCUUCCAGAAGUUUUCCUCCCGUCGCUUACAAAGCUAGGUCUUUACGAUGUGGUGUAUAAAGACGAGGAUUCACUUGUUAAGCUUUUAUCAGGUUGUCCUGUUCUCAAGGCUUUGGGUGUGCGCCGAGCUAAGAAUGACAAUGUGAUUGAGUUCAGUGUGAAAGUGCCGUCUUUACAUAGAUUAAAUUAUGUUAAUCAAAAUCAGGAUGAUGAAGUAUGUGGUAGUGGUAGUGGAUCUUUGAUUAUAGAUUCCCCGCAGUUGAAGUUUCUUAACGUCAUUGAUUAUGCUGAAGACGUUUGCUUGAUAGAGGGCAAGAUUCCUAGCCUUAUUGAGGCCAUAGUAGACGUUGGAACUUGCCAUAAUGAAAAAUUAUUGACAUGUCUUUCUUCUGUCAUGUUUCUCAAUUUGAGUUGGAUAGAUGAAACGGAAAUAUUUUGUAGUGGCGUCAACUACUCUCAACUGAUAGAGUGUAAGCUAACUCCAUGGGCAGAAUAUUGGGCGGAAUCAAUUAUGUUGUUGCUUGACAACGCUCCUAAACUUAAAGUUCUUAUGAUCAACACUAGGAAGAUAGAGGAAUUUGAUGAUCUUCCUCCUUGGAGUUGGAGUCAUGUUCCAAAGUGCAUGUCGUCUCAACUAGAGAUUUUGGAAUGGGUAAAUUAUGGAGGGACAAGAGACGAGAAGAAUCUCUUGGCGUAUAUACUUGCAAAUUCCAAGUGUUUGAAGAGAGCAGGAAUCUGCAUGAAAUAUAGCGAUGACUGCAGUGAUGAAACGAAAUGGGAGUUGAAGCAGGAGUUAAAAUCCAUGCCUAGGGCUUCAGUAUCUUCUCAACUUUUGUUUCGUGUUAAAUUUAGAUGGAGAUCACUGCCACAACAUCCUCUUUUUGACUGGUUACGUUCGCUUAUGUUUUGA
Molecule: messenger RNA, 1368 nt
Organism: Eruca vesicaria subsp. sativa (arugula)
Lineage: Eukaryota; Viridiplantae; Streptophyta; Magnoliopsida; Brassicales; Brassicaceae
Source: the annotation of a GenBank genome assembly